Molecule: messenger RNA, 2149 nt
Organism: Periophthalmus magnuspinnatus
Lineage: Eukaryota; Metazoa; Chordata; Actinopteri; Gobiiformes; Gobiidae
Gene: psg4
Product: sialic acid-binding Ig-like lectin 5
Exons: 8
Coding region: 31-1752 (573 amino acids)
Source: RefSeq, a predicted model, not a curated record
AGGGGCAGACAGGGGCAGACAGGGGCAGUCAUGCAUGCGGACACUGGCUUUGUCAUAUAUGUGCUGAUAUUUGUAACUGAAGCACUAUGGAGUGGUGUGCAUACCGUGUCCCCUGUCCCAUCAGUCCCACAGCGGGUCCCUGCACUGGCUGGCUCUUGUGUGGUCAUCCCCUGCUCUUUCACUCUCCCUGGCCCCUCUCUCAGCGUAAGAAAGCAGCGCAUGGACGUCCGGAUCCGCUUCAGAGGAGGAGGGCACCUUUUUCCCCUGCGCAGCACUGCCUUCAACAGCGAGGACAGGGACCAGGUGAGCAGGGACUUCCAGGGCCGCUCCUAUCUGGUGGGGCAGACCUCCGAGGGUGACUGCUCAGUGAAAAUCAGCAGGGUGAACCGGGACGACUCACGGAUGUUUGAGAUCGCACUGAAACGAGGAGGGGAGCUGCUCUGGGGAAAGCCUAGCACGUUCAGUCUGGAGGUUACAGAUCAGCCUGCCUCCCCCGUCAUCACUGGGGUUUGGGCUUUCACAGAGGGACAGCUGGUGACUCUCAACUGCUCGGUGGCGUUCUCAUGUCCGUCCAAACCUCCAUCUCUGAUAUGGAGUUGGGACAGAGGGGCUCAGCUGAACAGCACCGAGCAGGGGCGACAGCUGACCCAGUUCCCUCAGCCACACCGCCCCCUGCUGGUGUCAACGCUGUUGUUCACGGCUACACAUGCGGUCCAGCCCCGAGUCCGCUGUGAGGCCAGGUACCCGGGGGAAAAGAGUGCAGCAGCUCUGAAGGAUCUGCAUGUAACCUUCUCCCCCAAAGACGUGAGGGUGCAAGUACAGACAUUGUCAGUUCACGAGGGGGGCAAUGCUCUGGUGUCCUGUUCCUGUAAGGCAGACCCCCCCGCCUCAGAGUACCGCUGGUCCUACAUCCAACAUGACCACCUUGUCCACCUACACCAGAAGACCCACACAGUCCGCCUCCACAACGUCACCCGGGAUAUGAGGGUCCACUGCUCUGCGCUCAACCUGAUUGGACGAGGAGAGUCCCUGCCCCUGCUGCUCAAUGUCCAAUAUAAGCCCACCAUCCUGCAGCAGUCUUCCUUUUGUGUUCGGGAUGGCGCGGAUGUCUUGUGUCACUGCACAGUCCAAUCCAAGCCCGCACCUUCCAUCACCUGGAGUGUCAAUGGGAGCAUUCCACCUGAGAAUUACAACUUUUCAUUCACAAGCCACUCUCACACUCUAAAAGCCACUAUGAGGGGACACAUGGACAGCGCACUACCAGUGUUCUGCUACGCCGUGAAUGCACUAGGGAAUGAUUCUGCACUGUUGCUUCAGGGAGGAGAAGCAGACUCUCUUCUGCUGUGGCUCAUCCUUCCAGCUGUGGCCAUCUGCCUUGUGGUCCUCAUCUUUUCCAUUGGUCUUUGUUUGUGUUGCUUCAGAAACAGAAAGAAAAAACGUACGUUGCGCCACCAUCUAGCUGCAUAUCCUGAAAACCUUGGCAUUUAUCAAGACAGAAUGCCUCUCUAUAUUAACUGCACUGAAGUGACUCAUAUUUACACAAAUGGCAGCUACCAACUUGUGUACCAGAACUCCACGCCUUGUUUUGUUCAAAAUAAGCAGCUUCGUCCCAUGGGCAGAAGAGGAGGAGAGAGACGCAGAGGAGCAGAGCGUGGAGUGAGAGAAAGACAAACCAAUGUACAAACCAGACGGACAGUCCAGACUACUGCAGUGGCUGAUGCGGAUACUGCCAUAUACUUGGAGAUACUCUGAACUGAUAUGUGGCUGCAAUUCAUUUAUUAAUGAAAUAACUUUGUAACAACUUAAAGGCUUGUUGAUGUUUUUUCAUGUUUAUUUCAUAUCCCUUUUUCUGUACAAUAUCAACUUUUUUAAAAAGUAGAUGUCUGUGUAAUCCCUCAGUCGUCCAGGUCCUGAUCCAUAGCAAAAGAAGAAAUUAAAUCUGUCAACUGGACAAAUCAUUGUAGGAGUGAAGACGUUGACGCUGCUCAUCCAGGCCGCUUCUUCAGUUCUGGUCUGAUUACUGGUGGACACUGCCUUAUGUCUAUCUGAAGGGAAGAACUAACAACACUGAAACAAUAAACAGCUAUUGUCUCCGGUUUCAGCCUUAAUGACCCUAUUCAACCUUUAAUGGCCCUUAUUGUCUUCCACC